Molecule: messenger RNA, 1419 nt
Organism: Dictyostelium discoideum AX4
Lineage: Eukaryota; Evosea; Eumycetozoa; Dictyosteliales; Dictyosteliaceae
Gene: dph1
Product: diphthamide biosynthesis protein 1
Exons: 2
Coding region: 1-1419 (472 amino acids)
Biological process (GO): protein histidyl modification to diphthamide
Molecular function (GO): 2-(3-amino-3-carboxypropyl)histidine synthase activity
Source: RefSeq, a predicted model, not a curated record
AUGUCAGAUAGUAAUAAUAUUGAAGAUAAUGUAGUUAUCAAUACUAUAACCAAUACAGAUACAAAUGAUACAACACCACCAACUACAGAUACAAAUACAACACCAUCAGUAACCUUAAAAAGAAGGUUUGUUGGUAAAAAAAAGAUAGCAGCACAACAACAACAACAAAAUGAAAAUAUUGAUAAUGUAACAACAACAAAGACAACAACAACAACAACAACAACAACAACACCUAUUACAAAAGAUAUAGUAACAACAGAGAAAAAAGUUAAAGUAUUUGGUAGAGGAUUAGCAAUGGCAGCACAACAAAUACCAGAUGAGAUUAUGAAUGAUAAAGAAUUAAAUUUAGCAGUUAAAAUAUUACCAAGUAAUUAUAAUUUUGAAAUAUUUAAAACCAUUUGGAGAAUUAAACAAGCAUCAGCUAAAAGAGUGGCAUUACAAUUUCCAGAAGGUUUAUUAAUGUAUAGUUGUAUCAUAUCGGAUAUCAUUGAAAAGUUUGCAUCGGUUGAAACCAUUAUAAUGGGUGAUGUUACCUAUGGGGCAUGUUGUGUCGAUGAUUACACAGCCAGAUCGUUGGGUGCCGAUUUUAUGGUACAUUACGGUCACUCUUGUUUAAUACCCAUCGACGUUAGUGAGAUUAAAAUGUUAUAUGUUUUCGUUGAUAUUCAAUUCGAUCUUCAACAUUUCAUUGAAACACUUAAAUUCAAUUUUAAACAAACUCAAAAAUUAAUCAUGGUAUCAACUAUCCAAUUCUCUGCAUCGCUUCAAUCAUCAAGGGAGCCUUUGUCAGAGUACUUUUCAAAUAUAUUCAUACCACAAGAGAAACCACUAUCACCUGGUGAAAUAUUGGGUUGCACUUCCCCAAAAAUUAAAUUCACCUCACCAGAUGGAGACGAGGAAAACAAUGAAAUCGUGAUUUAUUUAGGCGAUGGUAGAUUUCAUUUAGAGUCCAUCAUGAUUUCAAAUCCACAUGUCAAAUCCUACAGAUAUGAUCCAUACAGUAAGGUAUUCUCAUUGGAGAAAUAUGAUUUCCAAGAGAUGUAUAAAAUUAGAAGGGAUGCAAUUGAAACUGCAUCAAAAGCAACCAAAUUUGGUAUUAUUUUAGGCACAUUAGGUAGACAAGGUUCACCAAAGAUUUUGGAUCAUUUAGAACAACUCUUAAAAUCAAAUGGUAAACAUUAUACCACAGUUUUACUCUCUGAAAUUUUCCCUGCAAAAUUAGAUAUGUUCUCUGAUAUUGAAUCUUGGAUACAAAUUGCAUGUCCACGUUUAUCAAUUGACUGGGGUUACGCUUUCACUACACCUUUAUUAAAUCCUUAUGAAGCUGAAGUUUGUUUAGGUGGUAUCAAUUGGCAAUCAGUUUAUCCAAUGGAUUUUUAUUCAAAAGAAGGUGGUAAAUGGACAAAUUAUUCAAAAUAA